Molecule: messenger RNA, 2568 nt
Organism: Babesia sp. Xinjiang
Lineage: Eukaryota; Apicomplexa; Aconoidasida; Piroplasmida; Babesiidae
Product: putative cell division cycle protein -like protein
Exons: 1
Coding region: 1-2568 (855 amino acids)
Cellular component (GO): cytoplasm
Molecular function (GO): ATP hydrolysis activity; ATP binding
Source: RefSeq, a predicted model, not a curated record
AUGGACACUUUCGAUGCUGCGGUGACCUUUAUUCCAAGGAAGGUACAAUUCAACGCACAAGAAGCAGCUCAAAAUGUACUUAUAGCAUCGCCACAAUUCUUUAAGAGGUACAGACUCGAACAUGGAGCGGCCGUCCUAGUAAUAGAAGCAAAACGUGGCAACAGGGCUUGCGCUAAAGUACACAAUGCAGUAGAAUACGGAAUAGAAUAUUCAUUUAUCAAGGCGACGAAAAUUCUGGCCUCAGAAGAGUUCAUAAUCAGCCUAGGUGUCGAGCCUAACAUGCCAACUAACAUCAAAUUCAGCCCAUGCGGAGAAACACAACCGGCAACAACACUCACAUUGACAUACGUCGAACACUACCACCCAAAGCAAGGAAAAUGGAGAGUCACAACUGAUGAUCAGGAAUCAAGAGACCAUGUCGAUGCUACACACAAUGAUGUCAGUCAUAAAACAAAUUACACAGAUUGGUGUAUUAGCCACCCAGGCAAGGAUAAUAACUACCCAAAUAGCAAAUGGUGGUACUCAUACAUAAAAGGGGAUAUGAACAAUGCAGCACUCAUGAGCCUUGUAGGAGCAGUAUUCGCAAAGGGAAAUGUUGUCAUACUCAACUUAAAAGGGGUACUAGUGAGGUUGAGGGUGGCAGAUAUAAGCUCAGGGAAAAAGGAAAAAAAUUCAUUACACAGGGUAACACAAACAACCAACGUGGCACUGAAAUUGACAAAAUGUGAAAGUGGAACAGGAACUUGGCUCAAAAAUAAACAAAAAGUUCAUAAAAUAGCUGGAAUUAAGGAACCUAUUGAAAUAUUGAAAAAACAUGUAGUAUACCCUCUAGUAUACUCAGAUAAAUACAGACAAUUGGGCAUAUUCCCGCCAACAGGGGUUAUACUACACGGACCACCCGGAUGUGGAAAAACUAUGAUAGCAAAAGCAAUGAAAGAACAAUACGGACAACUAUUCGAUAUCAAUGAACAAACAACUAUGAUACAUGUUAAACUGGUACAGUCAAGUGAUCUCAUAAGCUCACUCGUAGGACGAACAGAAGAAAAUAUAAAUGCACUAUUCAAAGAAUGUUCAGAUAUCGCGAAAACAAAACCCUGUAUAUGCUUCAUUGAUGAAAUUGAUGUACUAUGCAGGAAACGAGAUGGCUCAACGGAGUUCAAUACAAGAAACGUGACGGCGUUCCUUAAUAAUAUGGAUGGAGUAGGACAUGAUGACAAUAUACAUACCAAGAAUAAAAAUUAUGUAAUAAUGGGCGCAACCAAUGAUGUAGAUGCACUAGAUGCCGCUCUAAGGAGACCGGGGAGAUUCGACCUAGAAAUUGAAGUAGGGGUACCAAGUUCAACAGAAAGACUAGAUAUAUUGAAAUCAAUGAUUAAAGAAAUGAAACACAAUCUGCAGGAAUCGGAUAUAACGUAUAUAAAUGAUUAUUGCCAAGCUUUCGUAGGAGCUGAUCUAAAACAACUGGUAUCAAACGCAUCAUGGUCUAGACUUAAUAAAAUACAAAAUCAUGAAACACAGGACAAUAGUGAGACUUGGGAAUCGGAAAAUGACACAGAAAAUACAAAUGUCCAACAUUGUAUCACUAUAGAAGAUUUCAAAGAGGCACUGGCUAUCACACGACCUUCCGCACUCAGAGAGCUACACGUGGAAAUAACAAACGUAAAAUGGGAUGAUAUCGGGGGAUACGAAGAUGUGAAGAAUAUACUCAAAGAAUGCGUGGAGUACCCACGGACAUACAGUCAUGUAUACGAAAGAAUGCAAGUACAAACACCAAGAGGGGUACUAUUGUAUGGACCACCAGGCUGUAGUAAAACACUAAUGGCAAAAGCGGUAGCAACAGAAAGUCAUAUGAACUUUAUAUCUGUCAAGGGGCCAGAAUUAUUCUCAAAAUGGGUUGGUGAAUCAGAAAGAGCAAUUAGGCAGUUAUUUAGAAAGGCACGAACAAACGCACCAUGUGUUAUUUUCUUUGAUGAAAUGGAUUCUAUAUCAGUGAGUAGAGAGCUAUCGGAUUCCGGUGGUGUUAGUAGCCGUGUACUCAGCCAAUUGCUAAAUGAAAUGGAUGGUAUUAACACUCUCAAACAGGUACUCGUUAUAGGUGCAACCAAUAGACCAGAUCUUAUGGACGCAGCUUUACUAAGACCGGGGAGAUUAGAUAGGCUUGUGUAUAUACCAUUACCAGAUCUGGAAGCCAGAAAAAGGAUUUUCAAAAUAUACCUGAAGAGACUCCCAACAGACGGGUUCGAUGUAGAGAAGGUGGCAGAGGAACUUGCAAACGACUCCCAAGGGUAUAGCGGCGCGGAAAUCGCUAUGAUAUGUAGAGAAAGCGCAAUGGCAGCACUACGCGAGUUUAUAAAACGCGAUAUGGAGGAAAGGAGGUUGCGCGUAGAAACCACAAAUGGUAAGGAACACACGCAAGGAUUAGACGAGGCCUUGAGCAAACUGAAGUUGAAGGAAAUUGUACCUGUAUCUGUAAGACAUGUGAAAGAUGCAAAAGAACGCGUAAAACCAAGAACCAAAAGUGAAACUAUUAAAUUCUACGAACAGUACGCAAACAAAAAUCCAUUCUAG